Molecule: messenger RNA, 367 nt
Organism: Dermacentor silvarum
Lineage: Eukaryota; Metazoa; Arthropoda; Arachnida; Ixodida; Ixodidae
Exons: 3
Coding region: 41-367 (108 amino acids)
Source: RefSeq, a predicted model, not a curated record
GUGCAGUGGCGCUUGCCGCGCCUGAUGCGAAUUGCUAGAAAUGACGGUGGUUUGCUGUCGGCCAGUUUGGCGGGAACCGUUACGACGAAGCGGAGUAGUGGUGUUGCCAGGAGGCGCAAACAAAGAAAGCAUUCAUGCGAUCAGUGAGUGCAACGAAGAAAGCGCGGCUGCUUCGGAUGAAAAAGUAUCUGAGAAGCCUGCAGAAAGUGACCACGCUUGCAGCAACCCAAUCCCUUGUCCUGACGCACUACUUGAACUGAAGGCAAUUGAAGACAUGGUCACAGAUCCCUUUUGCAUGGACCUUGGGCGAAUGAAAAAUGCUUUUGGCCACAACUGCAGAGGCCCGCAUGUUCAAUGCACCAGAUGA